Molecule: messenger RNA, 3725 nt
Organism: Castor canadensis (American beaver)
Lineage: Eukaryota; Metazoa; Chordata; Mammalia; Rodentia; Castoridae
Gene: Il10ra
Product: interleukin 10 receptor subunit alpha
Biological process (GO): cytokine-mediated signaling pathway
Cellular component (GO): plasma membrane
Molecular function (GO): protein binding; interleukin-10 receptor activity
Source: RefSeq, a predicted model, not a curated record
UGGAGGCGCUCGGGCCGGCUCCGCUCCGGACCAUGCGGGGCGCCCAGGAUGCUGCAGCUCCUGCUUGUGCUUCUGGCGACGCUCCUCGGCCUGCGCCUGGGCUUGGGCGCGCACGGGGCUGAACUGCCCAGCCCUCCUUCCGUGUGGUUUGAAGCACAAUUUUUCCACCACAUCCUCCACUGGACACCCAUUCCAAAUCAGUCCCAAAGUACCUACUAUGAAGUGAUGCUCCAGAGGUAUGGAAUCGAGCACUGGAACAUCCUCCCCAACUGUAGUGCCCUGGUGCUAUCCUGUGAUCUCACCAUGGUCACCCUGGACUUGUACCACAGCAAUGGUUACCGGGCCAAAGUUCGAGCAGUGGAUGGCAGCCAGCACUCCAAUUGGACCAUUAGCAACACCCGCUUCACCGUGGAUGAAGUGACUCUGACGGUUGGUAGUGUGAAGCUGGAGACACACAAUGGUUUCAUCUUCGGGACAAUCCAGCCCCCUCGGCCCCGGAUGGCCCCCGCAGGUGACACGUAUGAAAGCAUCUUUGAAUUAUACCGCGAGUAUGAGAUUGCCAUCCGCAAGGUGCCAGGAAACUACACGUCCAUAAGUAAGAAGGUAAAUCAAGAAAAUUUCAGCCUCCCAGCCUCAGGGGAGAUGGGAAAGUUUUGUGUCAAGGUGAAGCCAUCUGUCCUCUCCCGACUUAACAAAGGGGUCUGGUCACAGGAGGAGUGCAUCGUCCUCACCAAGCAGUAUUUCACCGUGACCAACCUGAGCCUCUUCUUCACCUUCGUCCUGCUGCUCUGUGGAGCCCUGGUCUGCUGCCUGGCCCUCCAGCUCUAUGUACGGCGCCGGGGGAAGGUGCCUACUGUCCUGGUCUUCAAGCAGCCCAGCCCCUUUGUCCUCGUCAGCCAGCUUCCUGGUCCUGAGUUGCAGGACACCAUCCACCCACUGGAUGAGGAGCCCUUCCUGAAGGUGUCAUCAGAGUUGAGGAACUCGGACCUGCAUGGUAGCACAGACAGUGGCUUUGACAGUGCCAAGCCAUCCCUGCAGGGUGAAGAGCCCCAGUUCCUCCUCCCUGGCUCCCAUUCACAGGCCCGUGGGAUUCUGGGUAAGGAGGAGCCCCCAGGGCUGCAGGACGGAUGCAAUGACAGCAGUGGUGGCAGCACGGACAGUGGGAUCUGUCUGCAGGAGCCCCGCCUGCACCCAGGCCCCAGGCCCAGCUGGAAGCUGCAGGCGGGGAGUGCCAGCCACAGGCAGGAUGACAGUGGCAUUGGCCUCGCUCAGAACUCUGAGCGGCAGCCCAGGGAUGCACAGCCUGGUUCUACCUUGGACCACAUCAGUCUCCUGGGGCCUGAGGUGCCAGAGGAAGAAGACUCAGCCACAGUGCCAUUUCAGGGCUACCUGAAACAGACCAGAGGCACAGGAGAGCCUGCAACCAUGGCAGGCUGCCUGGAGGAAGAGACUCCCUUGGCAGAUGGCCUUGGCCCCAAAUUCAGGACAUGCCUGGAGUCUGAGGCAAGUUGGCUUCCACCAGCUGUAGCCAAGGGUUAUUUGAAACAGGAUUCCCCAGGAAUGACUGUGGCUCCUUCAGGGGUCCCAACAGAACAGUGGAACCAGCUGACUAAGGAAUGGCCACUCUUGGCCUUGACCAACUGUGAGGACCUGAGAAUAUGUGACUUGAGUUUCACCCAUGAUCUUGCCCCUCUGGGCUGUAUGGCAACCCCGGAUGGCCUCCUGAGCAGCUUCGACUCAGACCUGGUGGCCCUGCCACUGAUCUCCAGCUUACACUUGAAGGAGUGACUCAAACUAAGGGUGGCUUGGAUGCUAGCUGAGCCCGCUCCCUUGCCUGGACCAGGAGGGGCCCAGGAGGCAUAAGGGAAACACAAGGCCUGGCUGCACGCUUUUCUGCAAGCCACUGAGGCCAGCCUGAGGUGGGCCCGUCAUGGCAGGAAGAGGCCAUCUCACUGGAUGUGUACUGAGUGAGAGGGUGACUAUGGCCUGUGCUGCAGUCCCUCCUCAGGCCCUUUCUUGUACUGUGAUGGAUUCAACAGUCUACUCUGGCCCACAGGGCAUUCUGGAGUCAGUGAGGCCAAAGUCAGCUCAGCAUCAGGUCCCUGGAUGGAUGGAUGGAGUGCAAAGGUGGCGCUCAGGACCUCACCGCAAGGUCAUUUCUAGCGGGACAGGAGGACACAGAGACCAAGUUUGAGCUCCGGGAUGGUGACAUGGAGACAAUGUCACUGGCAGCUCUCGGGCCACAUGCUGGUCACUGGAUGACCUUAAAGCUAAAUCUGCCCUGGAUAGCCAUUCAGCCAGUCAACACUCCACUAUGGAGCCACAGGGGGACAAAGGGGCUGAGCUUGCCAGGCAGAGCUUCUGGCUCAGAACCUGUUCCUUUUGGUGUGUUUCUGGUGUCCAUCUGCAGACAUCCCCCUCUUUCCAACAAGUAGAGUAACGACCCCCUGGGACAUCUGCAGAGGCCAAGCCACUCUCUGUUCACCUCUGCCCCCCCCCCACCAUCUUGCUGAGAGCACCAGAGAAUUUCAGCUGUAUCCAUUGAAGUUCAGCCUUUCAGGCAGCCUCUGGGCUUGGGCACCAGCUUGGGUGGGCACCGGGGAGACAGGGCCGGGACGUGUAUCAGUGUUAGUUACUAGUGUCCAGCUACAGACCUAGAGGACAGGACCCUGGGCUGGCGUCCUGCUCUCCCAGUGUGCAGCUGUGUGAUUGUGGGCCAGCUACUUCUCAGAGGGCUUCAUUUCCCCUUCUGUGAAAUAAGCACUUAACUUUUAGGGGUGUCCCAUGCUGGAGGUUAGCCAAGCUGGCCUACAGGUGAUACUUCAGACCCUGCCAGACUCUGACCAGGGAGGAAGUGGGCUUCAGAACCCAUCCACCCAGAGCCAGCUUUCUCCUUGUACCAAGGGCUGAUAGAUGUAGCAGGAGUCUGUGGCACCAUGCCAGAAGAGUGACCGGUCACUGGGACCCAGGGGCACAGAUGAGGGCCAUGCUUCCAUAAGGUUCAUUUGGGAUCUGUCUUCAAAAUGACAAUUUUCAGUCCCCAGACAAGGAUGUUAGGAGAGGUGAUGCCCUCCUGAGCCAUCCCUUGACCCUGAUUUUCUCUAGCAUUCUGAACACAGACCUUCCAGCCCAGGGAACCUGGCCAAGAUCCCUGCCACUCUGCCGGGAAGCUCAUAGGUGCCUGUUGAUAACUGAACUCUGUCUGGAAGCAGGCUUGGGGGAGGGUUUAUUUAUUUAUUUUGUUCAGUUAUUUAUUGAAGAGGCAGCAUAGUACAGGCAAAGCCUCCUGGGUCUCUCUGGAGUCUUGGGAGUCCUGGUUCUACUGCACUGUUUCUAGCUGUGUGACCUUAGGUAAGUCACUUUUCCUCUUUGAAUCUAAAUUUCUUAGUCUAUAAAGCUAGAAGAGACUGUACAACUUGCCUAAUUCCUAGUGACAUGAGGCUCCCCAGAGAAAAUGGACCCAGGGAGGCUUUGAAGGCAUCUCUGUGAAUGAGUGAUUUAUGUUCUUCAUUCCAAUAAAUUGUCUGAAAUCGUGUGAAAACAAUUGGACUUCUUGUGACACUGUGGCUGGUGCUAAUUGGGAAUGACAACGAAUAGUGUGUGGUGUUGCUUUAAGGAAACAGGACCGAGGACUCAAUCUCAAAUCAGAAAGACCCAGUGUCAGGAUCUGUGCUAGCAUGGACCAUCUGUGACCUUGGGAAAAUUACUCACCCUCCUUCUCUAAG